AUGGCUUUCUCGACUGUCUUAAAGUACUUAGACUUGACAGGAGUAAACAUUAGUGAAGCAACUACCUGGUUGCAAGUGAAGAACAAUCUUCCUUCUCUGGUUGAUCUACACUUAUCCAGGUGCGGUCUAAGGCUCAUCACUUCUGUUGAUUUUGUUAAUUUCACGUCUCUUCGUGUUCUUGAUCUUUCUGGCAACAAUUUCAACUCCUUUCUACCUUAUUGGUUUUCAACCACCUUGCAAAAUAUGACAAGACUCAGAUAUCUCAACUUGUCUUCCAAUAAUUUCAAUUCCACCGUCCCCAACUGGUUCACCAGAUUUAGAAAUCUAGAGGUUUUGAGUAUUGAAGACAAUCUUGUUAGAGAGGGAAUGUUGCCAGAAUCUCUCGGCAAGCUUUGCAGGCUCGAAGAAAUUUAUUUGUCUAGAAACAGGUUUUCGGGAGACAUACAACAGGCUUUUACAGGAUGCAUCUCAAGAAGCUUGCCAUUCUUGUACUUAGGAUCAAAUAAGUUUUCUGGUCAGAUACCGAAGAAUCUUGGAGAACUGUCCAAAUUACAAGAACGAGACCUUGUUGAUAACAAUUUUUCCGGGCCAUUGCCUGUAAGCCUUGGACAACUUCAAGAGUUAGAAUACCUGGUGAUAUCCCUUAAUUUGUUAGAAGGAUCUGUGUCUGAAGCACACUUCAGAAACCUGUCAAGAUUGAAGAUACUUCGGGCUAAUGGAAACAAGUUGAUUUUCAAACCAAGCAGAAACUGGUCUCCCCCUUUUCAACUCAGAGGCUUAUCUCUGAGAACAUGGCAGCUGGGGCUAAAGUUCCCCAUUUGGAUUAAACAUAUGAGACAUCUGAACUAUUUGAGCCUCGCAAGAAUGGGAAUAGUAGAUGCCGUUCCAGCUUGGUUCUGGACUUCAACCUCCCAACUGAGCAACAAUGCCUGGCACAAAAACAUGCUGGAAAUCCUGAAUCUUCGCAGCAAUAGUUUGUCUGGAGAAAUUCCAGAUUGUUGGAUGACAUGGCCGUUGAUAAGGGUUCUAAGAUUAGAUGCAAAUAGGCUGACAGGAAAAAUGCUGAGCUCCAUCUUGACAGGACGUAUACCAGAAUGGAUAAAUCGGCUUUCCAAUUUGGUCGUCUUCAAUCUUCGCCUAAAUGAGUUUCAAGGCAAUAUUCCGCCUAAACUGUGCCAUCUUAGUUCUCUUCAGACACUAGACAUGGCAGGAAACAAUCUGUCCGGAAGAAUACCAAGAUGCUUCAACAAUUUCAGCAUGAUGGCAGGAAAGCAGCGUCCAACUGAUCAAAUAUACUACUCAACAGAAGAUACGUUUGGUGGAGUUCCUGAUAGUCAAUUUCUAGUGCUGAAAGGAAGAUUUAACGAGUACAGUAACAUUCUUCAGUUUGUGUUGACCUUGGAUCUCUCAGACAACAGCUUAUCUGGAUCGAUCCCUGUCGAAGUAACAAGGAUUGUCCAAGUUCAGGCACUGAAUCUCUCUAGAAAUUCUUUAACUGGAAGCAUUCCGGACAGCAUUGGUGGCAUGGUACUGCUCGAAUCACUCAAUGUUUCCAGGAAUCAGCUCUCUGGUGAAAUCCCAUAA
Molecule: messenger RNA, 1584 nt
Organism: Sesamum indicum (sesame)
Lineage: Eukaryota; Viridiplantae; Streptophyta; Magnoliopsida; Lamiales; Pedaliaceae
Source: RefSeq, a predicted model, not a curated record